Messenger RNA from Aspergillus saccharolyticus JOP 1030-1, 1645 nucleotides. RefSeq lists its product as uncharacterized. Lineage: Eukaryota; Fungi; Ascomycota; Eurotiomycetes; Eurotiales; Aspergillaceae. The record is from RefSeq and is a predicted model, not a curated record. The coding region runs from base 130 to 1380 and encodes 416 amino acids. The transcript has 2 exons.
CCGUGGCUCAGAGCAGAACUCUAUAUAUGAUGGCGGUUUCGCCAAUACAGCAUCAGAUGCGCUCCGCCUGUGCAUCAUCCCAAAAUACAGCUCUAAACUGAAUCUCGCUAGAGGCACCACCAACUCUUGAUGUCUAUCCCCACUCGCCAGUUCCGAAGAUUGUCCAUCACCAGUGACAUGCCAACAUCUCGAAUCGGAAGAGAGAAGCAAUAUCCGGCCGUGGACAGCGAUAAUAGUGAGGUUUCAGAUGAUGGAGGUGACUCCGAAGUUUCUGAAGGGCAAUCCCUGGCCGAAUAUUUGAUUGUACAUGGCAAAUCAGGCAUCGCUUACGACCUCGCCAGCCUAGAUCUGAGCUCUAAGGCCAGAGCUCUAGUGGGAUUGACAAGCCACUUUGACGUUUGGCUUCACGAUCAGCUCCAUGGCUGCCUCUUCCCCGAGCCUCCCACCUCCAGCAUACCGUUGUCGAGCAAUAGGCACUUACCGAACCUUGGUCGCAUCAAAGACCUCAUCGAUGGCGAUCCCCAUGCCAUUGCGGCCAGAUUUGACUGGCAGUACUCACAUUUUGGGGCCCUCGGAGGCAUGGAGCGUCAAAAAAUGGUUAGAGACAUCAUGUCCGCCUUUGACAGCGCCAUACUGCCCGAGGACUUUCGCCCAGAUCUAGUCAACGAUGACCCAAGGCAGUCACGUACGCCCGAACAGUGUGUUGUGCAAGGAGACCUCGAGGCCACAUUGUUCCGACUGGCUGUGCAUGUUGACGCAGUUUACGCCAGUCUGUGUAAAGCGAUGCCUAUCGGGGCUUGCACCGCAAUAUACUAUGACAAGGUUCAGCAGAAACUGCGGAUCUUGCUCGCGGACUUCGAUCGCUACUGCCAGACCGGACAGCUCCCAAAAGGAGUCGAUUUCUUAGAUGCCAGUACUGUACUAGAAGAGAUUCGAGAUCAUGUCAACCGGAUCCGAGAAAGUGUUGUGACUCGAGCACCUCACGGCAUCGAUGGGGCUGCCAAAGCUCUUCUCACGUUACUUGAAGAUAUUUGCAACCGUAACAAGGAUGCGCUGGAAGGUAAUGAAUGGGGUCAGAAGUCAUUCCAUGGCGAGGAUGAGGAUCAACGCAACCUCUAUCACCAGCUCAUUGGCCGGGCUAAUGAGACCGGAGAUUUUUUUAUUCUCGACGUUCUUGAUUUACUUCCCGUCCAGGGCCUCCGUCAGUUUGAGGAUAAGAUAGAGGCACUCCUUCGCAGGAUCGAGGUGAAUCGAGCGCCAAAAGCCUACAUCAUGAGGCUAAGCUCAUUACUGCGUGCCGUGGUGUCUGAAGGGGUAGGUGCCGGUCACAAACGACCGUGUUCAGCUACAGCCACCGGCAACAGCAAGCGGACGCGAUGAUUUUCGCGCCCUCCUCUGUCCUACUAGUGAUCUCGAGUUUUCUUGCCUGGAUAGCGUUGCACUGGGUGAUUGCUUUCGCUUAUACCCUUGCGACUGUCGGCUUUGUUUAUCCGUACUCAAUUCAGACUCUGAUGUUGAUCUAUCACACCUCUUUUAUUGAAUCUUCAUCUUUGUCUGCAUUUUCUUGAGUGUCGAAUUUACUCGUGUCUUGGCCGCCGCUGGUUCGUAUACUAUCAUGCUAGAUGAUGUCAUGGGAACCCCUUAC